AUGAAAGAAGAUGAUGUUAAACAAGCACUAUUAGCUAUUGAACGUUUAAUUGAUGUCAAAAAAUUAUGGUAUCGUAUACGUAUAGUACAUGUCAAAUACAUGGCCAACAAAAAUCUAUUUUUUAAUAAAUCAAAAGGAUAUAGACAUCAUUUAUUAUGGUUGUUGUACAUAAUCGUGUAUCGAAUGUACAAAAAUAUUCAUCAUUGUCUGAUCUAUUCCUUGAUAACAUUCCACAUAUUUAUGCUCGAUCAGCAUCUUGAUUGUACUCCAAAUAUAGCACUUCUGAAGAAAUUUUAUCUCACACGAAAUAAAAAGUCAUCUAACAUCAUGCUCAUUUCAACACCAUCUGGUAAUUCUCAUCAAUUAACCAAUAAUAUAAUAUCAUCAAAUGCCUUACAUACUUCACUUCCAUCAUCAUAUUCAACACCAUCAAACCCAUGUACAUGGUCAAUAAAACAAGUUGAAGAAUGGCUUAUAGAGCAUGAUUUAAAUGAUUGUGUUGAUUUAAUUUGUUAUCAACAUCGUAUGAAUGGACAACGUUUAAUGAAUUUAAACGAAGAAGAUGUUUUACAAUUAAAAGGUACAAAUAAAAAUAAUGAAUUAUGGUUACAAAUUAAAAAAUUACAACAAUUUUACUCAAGUAAUUAUCAUUUAUGGACACAAAGACAAUCAAUACAACAACAAUCUUUACCAAUGACAGCAUCACCUUAUUUAGCUUCACCAUCAUUACAAACAUCAAUACCACUACGACCUAUUCAACCACUAACACAAAUUCGCCCACCACCGCCACCUUUACCAUUUUCAUCACCAUCAAUUCCAUUGACACAAUCACAAACAUCAUUAACACCAUCGUCAUCAUCACAUACAACAAUACCAAUAAAUCAAAAUCAACCACAAGAACAACAAAAAAAUCCUUCUGCCUCAUUGCCAACAAAUCAAACUCAAACAGUAGCACCAACAACAAUGAUUCUUGAACGUGCACCAUCAACUGUAACACGUACAACAAAUCAUCAACAAUAUCAACGAAGAUCUUCUCGGAGUUUAUCAACAUCAAGUGGAUCUAUUAAUCUUCUGCCAUUACCAUCAACAACAACAACAACAGCACAACGUACAACGAAUACAUUAUUAAAUCUACAUUAUACACCAUCUGAUCAAAUUGAAGAUCAACCAAUAACUAGUUGUUGUUUUGCUUGUUCAAUACGUUCUGAUAGAAAAAAAACUUUAACAGCAUUUCUUCUUGCUCUUUGUACUUUAUAUUUUUGUUCAUUUAUGAUAACUAUUGUUGAUGAACGUUUACCAGAUCCAAGAAAUUUUCCACCAUUACCUGAUCUUAUACUUGAUAAUGUUAAACAAAUACCAUGGGCAUUUUCUGUUACAGAAAAAAUUAUUGUCAUUGAAAUGGUUACACUUAUAACAAUUAUUGUUUUUCAUCGACAUAGACUGAUAAUACUUCGACGUUUAUUAGCAAUAGCGGCAGCACUUUAUUUUCUUCGAAGUCUUACACUGGUUUUUACAUCAUUACCAGUGGCUACAGAAAUAACUGAUUGUCGACCUGAGAGAUUCAGUAGUUUUGGUGCUCGUUUAAAAAAGGCAACUUUAAUUUUUAUUGGUCAGGGAAUGUCAUCAUUUGGUGUUAAAACAUGUGGUGAUUACUUGUACAGUGGUCAUACAUGUACGCUUAUACUUGCUACACAUUUUAUAAACGAAUAUUCACCACGUUCAUAUCGUCUACUUCAUUUUCUCAGUUGGAUUAUGGCAUUAACAGGAAUGUUUUUUAUUUUGGCUGGUCAUCAACAUUAUUCAAUUGAUAUUCUUGUUGCAUGGGUACUUAGUUCUCGUCUAUUUAUUUAUUAUCAUACUCUUGCCAACAAUCGAACAUAUUUCCAACGAGAUAAAAAUCGAAUGAGAAUAUGGUUUCCAUUUUUUUCUUAUUUUGAAGAGAAUGUAAAACAAGCACUACCAAAUGAAUAUUGUUUACCAUAUAUUAUUAAUGAAGCACGUACGACGCUCAAGAGUUGGUUUGAUAAAGUUCGAUAUCCGACAGAUUGA
Messenger RNA from Rotaria sordida, 2049 nucleotides. Lineage: Eukaryota; Metazoa; Rotifera; Eurotatoria; Philodinida; Philodinidae. The record is from the annotation of a GenBank genome assembly.